AAUGACAGUAAGAUUUUCAUUAGUUUAAAUGAAUAUAAUUAUAAAACAUUUGAGAAGCAGUUGAGAACAGAGCUAAAAUGCUUUCCUGCUUUUUUGCUUUUCUCAGAAAUGAAGAAUGAUGUAGAUGGGACGUCCCCUUUAGAUUCCCAGUUUGAAAACAAAAUUCCACAAAAUCUUUCCUUGAAUCAUGUUUCAAAUACCUCCAUGUACCCACCACUGCCCGACAAAGAGCCCACAUCUUUUACAGCAUGUGGUGGCAUGUUGAUGGAUUCUGAGGGAUAUUUCAGCUCACCAAAUCACCCCAGCCUCUAUCCUCCCAAUAUCUACUGCGUGUGGAUGAUCAAAGUCUUUCCUCCUUUUCUUGUACAAAUCCAUGUGUCAUCUUUGGCUAUCGAGGGACCUUCUCCUUGCUUAUUUGAUUGGCUAGAGGUGAGAGAGGAGACAGAAAAGAUGCCUGUCAUCACAAGAUUUUGUGGUAACGUGGCUCCACCUACAGUGAAUACAAACAGCAGUAUUGUGUGGGUGUCAUUUCGCUCGGAUGGAAGUAUUGGUGGGAAUGGAUUUGUUGCACAAUAUCAUUCUGUAUUACCAGAACAAAAAAGCUGCUCCAGAGAGGAGUUUAUGUGUGACAGUGGUCGUUGUUUAUUACCUGUUUCUGUCUGUGACGGUUAUAUAAACUGUCAGGACCACUCAGAUGAAGUCAACUGUAGUCAGAAGCACAAAGUGUGCGGGGGGAAGAUGAUAGGAGAAUAUGGAUCAUUGGCAAGUCCAAACCACCCCGAGCCUUAUCUACAUCAACUGCUGUGUACGUGGCAAAUAUUUGUGGAAGACAGACAAGUUAUUAGACUGAGCUUUCAGAACUUCAGUCUUGAAUCUCAUGAUGUAUGUGAGUUUGACUAUGUGGAGAUUUAUGACGGUGCAUAUGCAGUUAGCAGCACUGUGCUUGGAAGGUACUGUGGGUCAACUGUACCUCCUGAUCUUACCUCUUCUGGACCUGUGAUGACAGUCGUGUUUGUAACAGAUGAAGGCCUUGCCGACAGUGGCUUUCAUGCAUCAUAUAAAGCCAUGUCUUUAUCAGAAAGAACAUGCAGUCCGGUAGAGUUUGCCUGUAGCACUGGAGAGUGUCUUCAUCAGAAUUGGCUGUGUGAUGGAUGGAGUGACUGUCCAGAUGGAGCAGAUGAACACAACUGCUUAAACGCCACCUACCCUUCUUUUGCGUCAUCUUGUGAGCCCAUCCAUGUAGAAAUGUGUCGAGGUCUAAGUUACAAUCUCACCUCAUUUCCAAACAUCUGGCUGUCUGUUUCUGAUCAGAAAGAAGCUGCAUCCAUUCUGCAAAACUAUUGGGUGCUAAAGGAGUUUGCAUGUUUUGAAUCUCUGCGGCAGCUAAUUUGCGGUAUGUUUCUACCACAAUGUAACCCUCAAAGUGGAGUUCUGCAGCCAUGCCAGGCCAUCUGCUCGACAGCGGAGCAGCAAUGCAGUCAAGCGCUGAACCUCCUCAAUUUAAACUGGCCCUUCAACUGCCACCUGCUGCCCGAUUCACAGGAUCCUAUGCAGUGUUCUCUGCCCUAGCACUUUUGUCUUGGUAGAUGC
This is a messenger RNA of Paramisgurnus dabryanus, 1590 nucleotides long. It is a transcript of the gene mfrp, whose product is annotated as membrane frizzled-related protein. NCBI's taxonomy places the organism in Eukaryota, Metazoa, Chordata, Actinopteri, Cypriniformes, Cobitidae. The record is from RefSeq and is a predicted model, not a curated record. Gene Ontology annotation, molecular function: protein binding.